This is a messenger RNA of Beta vulgaris subsp. vulgaris (sugar beet), 2362 nucleotides long. Its product is annotated as protein CHUP1, chloroplastic. The transcript has 6 exons. Gene Ontology annotation, biological process: chloroplast organization. The coding region runs from base 238 to 2172 and encodes 644 amino acids. The record is from RefSeq and is a predicted model, not a curated record. Gene Ontology annotation, cellular component: chloroplast outer membrane. Lineage: Eukaryota; Viridiplantae; Streptophyta; Magnoliopsida; Caryophyllales; Amaranthaceae.
ACUUCCCUAUUCCCUCCCUAACAUAAAAUUCAAACUAGAAUCCAAAGAAACACGACCGUUCCUCGUUUACUGUGCCCCUCUUUUCCUUCUCAUCUCUCAGUCUCUCACCAACUUCUUUCUCUCUCUUCCUUAAACCCUUCACUUCAAUCUUCAAAUCUCAAAAACUCCCUCAAACUUCAAAUUUCCACCUUUUUUUUCACAAGAACAACAAAAACCCACCUCAAAGACCAACAUUUAAUGGUAGCAGGUAAAGUAAAAUCAGCAAUGGGUCUUCAAAAAUCCCCUAAACCUGAUAAACCUCCACCACCUCCUAAACCACCUUCACCCUCUCACAACUCCGCCGGAAAAUCAUCCGCCGGAAAAUCAACCACCGCAAAAUCAUCCGCCGGAAAAUCCACCGUCUUUAACCGUUCUUUUGGUGUAUACUUCCCACGCGCAUCUGCUCAAGUUCAGCCUCGACCACCUGACGUCUCUGAACUACUUAAACUCGUUGAGGAUCUUCGUGACCGUGAGUCUCGCCUUCGUACUCAACUCGUUGAGCAGAAACUAUUAUGUGAAACUGCUGCUAUUGUUCCGUCUCUCGAAGCAGAGAUCGCCUCCAGAAUAUCAGAAACAGGGCUGCUGGUAGCGAGGCUACGUGAGUUAGAAGCUGAGAACGAGAAACUUGUGCGUGAGCGAGAGAUCAUGAAGAACAUGUUUGAAUUAGAAAGAAGAGAGAAAGACUUAAAGAUUGCUGAGCUUAUGUCGGAGAUUGAAGAUGUUAAGAGUUUAACUUCGUCUCAAAGGUUUCAAGGGUUGAUUGAAGCUUCUGGGAAGUCUAAUUUGAUUAAGAACUUAAGUUUUCGGAAAGUUAUAGGGACUGGUAAUAAUGCAAUUGCAGUAAAACAAGCUGAAAGUGGACAUAAUAGUGAUCAUAUUGUUGUUCAUCAUCAUGAAAAUAAGGCACAAUCAUCUGAGUCCUUGGUGGCGGACAUCGAAAGGCCGAGGCAUUCGGGGUGUAGCUCAAUUGAUGAGAUUGCGGAGACGUCCGAAUCAGCCUCGUUUCUGAGAUCCCGAGUUCCUAGAGUGCCGAAACCGCCUCCGAAACGGUGUUAUUCUGAUUCACACUCUAUGUCAACAUCGUUUUCUUCCUCGGAAGGGCGUAAAUCCACGGAUAGUGUCACAGCGCCGCCGCCUCCACCACCACCUCCGCCGCCACGACCACCGAUGUUGAGGCCGGCGCCGCCACCACCUCCACCGCCGCCGAUGAAAAAGUAUCCGGCGCCACCACCGGAGCCGCCAGUUACGGCGGCGGGGGUGAAGGUUUUGUCGGCGAAGGUGAAAAGAGUGCCAGAGGUUGUGGAGUUUUAUCAUUCGUUAAUGCGAAGAGAUUGCCGGCGAGAUUCUGUUGCCGGUAUGCCUGAAGUUUCACAGACGAGUGCUCGGGACCUUGUCGGAGAGAUUGAGAAUCGAUCGGUGUACUUGCUUGCAAUUAAGACAGAUGUAGAAACACAAGGAGAUUUCAUCAGGUUUUUGAUAAAGGAGGUUGAAACGGCUGCGUUUACAGACAUUGAAGAUGUGGUUUCAUUUGUAAAAUGGCUUGAUGAUGAACUUUCUUACUUGGUGGAUGAAAGGGCGGUUCUUAAACACUUCGAUUGGCCGGAGCAGAAGGCGGAUGCGUUGAGAGAAGCUGCAUUUGAGUAUUCUGAUCUUAAGAAGCUCGAAUCCGAGGCUUCAUCCUUUAGGAAUGAUACUCGCCAAGCUUGUUCCACCACGCUCAAGAAAAUGCAAACUCUACUUGAAAAAUUAGAACAUGGGGUUUACAAUCUAUCGCGUUUAAGAGAAUCUGCGACCAACAGAUUCAAGUCUUUUCACAUUCCGGUUGAUUGGAUGCUUGAUACCCGAUUCGUAAGUCAGAUCAAGCUGGCAUCUGUAAAAUUGGCAAUGAAAUACAUGAAAAGAGUAUCAGCAGAGCUUGAAGCAGUUGGGGGUGGUCCCGAGGAAGAAGAGUUAAUUGUUCAAGCUGUUAGGUUUGCAUUCCGGGUACAUCAGUUUGCGGGAGGCUUUGAUGCGGAAACUAUGAGAGCAUUCGAGGAGCUGAGAGACAAGGCAAGAUCGUGCCAUGUACAGUUUCAGAAUCAGCAGCAGACGCAGCAGCAGCAGAGGCUUAUAUGCCGAUCUAUGCGUUGCUAGAAUAAUCAUCUGCAGCAAACUCAGCUUCAGAAUUUCAUUCAACGGAUCAUAUAAUUCUUUUGUUGUUGUAAAGAUAAAAUUGUCAUGUUUAAGUAUAUGAAGUAUGAAACAUUAGAAGUAGGCCGUUUUGUGCUUAAUGUAUGUUUUUGCCUUAUCAAACAUUAUUUGUAGUGGCUCUUCUAAUAUCUCA